This is a messenger RNA of Malassezia globosa CBS 7966, 2049 nucleotides long. RefSeq lists its product as uncharacterized. Gene Ontology annotation, biological process: peptidyl-proline hydroxylation; regulation of translational termination. The transcript has 2 exons. Bases 1 to 2049 code for a protein of 682 amino acids. Gene Ontology annotation, cellular component: cytoplasm. Gene Ontology annotation, molecular function: iron ion binding; peptidyl-proline dioxygenase activity; L-ascorbic acid binding. NCBI's taxonomy places the organism in Eukaryota, Fungi, Basidiomycota, Malasseziomycetes, Malasseziales, Malasseziaceae. The record is from RefSeq and is a predicted model, not a curated record.
AUGUCCGGCGACGUUCGUGCACGGUUUGGCGAGCACAUCCUCCAAGAUGACUACGUAGCGAAGAAGCGUGCUGAGUACGAUGCAAGUGGGCCAUACCACCACUCGGUGGUGCAUGGACUAGUGAAUGAAGACCUGCUGAAGCGUGCGAGAAACGAGAUCGUCGAGGAGCUGCACUUCACCGAGAAGGAGACUGACAUAUAUAAGGUCAAUCAGACAGGUGACCUGGCGAAUCUCGAUGGCCUGUCAGAGGAAGAGGCAGGGCGACUCAAGUCGUUGAUGGAGCUUCGCAACGCCAUUUACUCGGACGAAUUCCGUGAUUGGAUCCGUCGCGUUACGGGAUGCGGGCCAUUGAGUGCGAAGAAAAAGGAUAUGAGCAUCAACGACUAUCGGCACGGGUGCCAUCUUUUGAAUCACGAUGAUGUGAUCUCGACACGCCGCGUGUCGUACAUUUUGUACUUGCCAGACCCUGCUGAGCCGUGGCAGCCAGAAUGGGGUGGUGCCUUGGAGCUGUAUCCAGUGAAAGAGGCACAUGUGCCGGAUGAUGUGCCAUCGCACAUUGUGCCACCGCAUUGGAAUCAGUUCAGUUUCUUCGAAGUACAACCCGGCCACUCGUUCCACAGUGUCGAAGAAGUGGUGCACCCAACCAUGUCGCGCUUGAGUUUGUCAGGCUGGUUCCAUCGCCUGCAGCCGGAUGAGCCUGGCUUCUCGCCAGAAGAAGAAGAGCGUGAGCUGCGAGCAGAGAAGGAAUUCAGCUCUGUCGGCAGCUUGACGUCGAAGAAAUUCAUGAGCACGUUUGAUGAGUACGCUGAAGACAAGUAUGGCACACCUCCGCUCCCGGGCACAGGUCUGUCAUCUGAACACACGCGCUUCCUUGCGCACUUCCUGAAUCCGGCAUAUUUGACGGCGAAAAUCCAAGCGACUCUCUUCGAGAAGUUUGGCGACGACUCGCAUCUGCUACUCUCGGACUUUUUGCGCAAGGAUAUCGCCGAGAACAUUGAGCGUGUGCUCCGAACGAAGGACGAAGACGAUGGCUUUGUUUGGUGGCACGGCGAGAAGGAGCAACGUGUUGGCUUUGAUGCGGUGCGAAUCCAGCCGCAUGGCGUCGGCACGAAUCGCGCGCGGACCCCCAGUGACGAGGACCGCCGCUGGAUCCUUGCUGGGCCACCGCAUCGUGAACGCUUUGCCACUUUGCAGUCCGCCUGCACGCCGUCAGAUGCUCCCGUAAUCGACUACGCGGCGAAUCCACCGUCACCAUUUGUCCCCAUGCCAACGAGUCCUGCGGAUCUGCUCCAUGUGUUGACACAUCAGCUGUUCCCGUCGGCGGCGUUCCGCCACAUCAUUGCGAACAUGACGCAAUUGAUUCCCAUUGCUGCGCGGCCUAUCCGUGCACGCCGCUUCCGACCUGGUCUUGAUUACACACUUGCACGCUCGGAUGACGAGACGACGUGUUGGGCAGCGCUGAACAGGCGGUUAAGCAUACGGCGCGGCCCCAAAGGGCUUGCUGGUAAGCGAAAGGCGUCUGGCACGAGUCAGGUCGUGUCCAAAGGAGUCAUGAGCAAGAAGGAUCGCGAUAUGUUGCAGGGCAUGUGGGAUCGCGGUGACAUUGGCGGCUGGGAGUGCUACUUAGCACCGCACGAGGGCGAAGAGGAUCCUGCCGUAUACCAGAGUGCAGCGUCGCGACGUGCGCAGCGGGAGAUGAACGAAGGCGCGAAAGCGUCUGAUGAGACUCUCGCGUCAGAGAAGAAGGCCGACGAGGAUGUUGUGCAAGAGGACGACCAGGAUGAAGAGUUUGAAGACAUGGAUGAAGACGAUGAUGAUGAUGACGACGACGACUUUGAUGGCGUACUUCUGAAUGUGACUCCGUCGUUCAACUCGCUGAACAUUGUGCUCCGUGAUGAGGGCGUGAUGCGAUUUGUCAAGUACUUGGGUGCGAGUGCCGGCGGAAGCCGCUGGGAUAUUGCCGCUGAGUAUACGGUGGGAGCAGCUGAAAUGGAAGAGGAUGAACAGGGUAGCAAAGGAGGCGAAUCAUCGAAGCAGGAGGGAGCAUAA